UCGCCGAGUGAGUUGCAGGACUUUGGAGGGGAAGGACAUUCCGAGUGUCCCAGAGCCCGAGGAUUCAGCUCCUCUCAUUUUCGUUCUCGAACUCGAAAGUCACCCGUCGCAAAAAUGUCGAUGUACGACGUGUUCGCAGACUUGAAGAACAUCCUGAAGGUGCCUUCGGUAAACACCGACAAUAUGGUCUUUCGCCUGCACUACAAAGCGACCAUGAUUUUGCUGGUCGCUUGCAGCCUUCUGGUCACCCAGAGGCAGUACUUCGGCGACCCCAUCGACUGCGAUGUCACGGGCGUCGACCAGGGCAUCAUGGAUACUUAUUGCUGGAUACAUUCGACGUAUACUAUGCCCAACCUUUCAGGGAAGGUGGGCAAGGACCUGGCCCAUCCAGGGGUGGCUUCUGACUACGAUAUCCAUUCGGGUGACCUCCAUGAGACGAGGCAUCACAAGUAUUACCAGUGGGUCGUGAUCGUCUUGUUCCUUCAGGCCCUCAUGUUCUACAUCCCGAAGUAUAUCUGGACGGUCUUCGAGGGAGGCAAGAUCAAGAUGCUGGCAGCUGAUCUGAAUUCCCCCAUCGUCGACGAUGGCAUGAAGAAAGACCGCAGAGAUAUGCUGGUCAAGUACUUCAGCAACAACGUGAACGCACAGAAUUCAUACGCCUAUAAGUUCUUCACGUGCGAAAUCCUGAACUUCGUCAAUGUCAUCGGUCAGCUGUUUUUCACUGACAGAUUCCUAGGUGGAGAAUUCCUCACCUACGGCACUGACGUCGUCAGAAUCAGCGAGAGCGAACUUGGCUCUCGCAUAGAUGCGAUGGACAAGGUGUUCCCCAAAGUGGCCAAGUGCAACUUCGAGCUUUACGGAGCAUCUGGCAGCCUGAACAAGCACGAUGGCCUUUGCAUCCUGCCUAUCAACAUCCUCAACGAAAAGAUCUACAUUCUCUUGUGGUUCUGGUUCAUCAUCGUCGCCGUAAUGACGGGAGUUGGCAUUCUGUAUCGUGUGGCAACGGUCAUACUGCCCGGGCUUCGCACAAUGCUCCUGAGGGUACGCUCCAAGCUCACUGACCCCACCGACAUCCAAGACGUGGCCCAUAGGAGCGAGAUUGGGGAAUGGUUCCUCCUUUACCAGCUGUCGAAGAACAUCGACCCCCUAAUCUACAAAGAAUUCAUCCACGACCUGGCCAUGAAGAGGCGAGGCAAUGGCCCAAUCUAAGCUGGAAUGGGAAUACCGGAAUGGGAAUAUAUUUAUAUUAGCUUACAUCAAAUCCAACCACUUACUAUCUACUUUGCUGUUCUCGUUAUGUUAAGUAAUGCGAGUAGGGUUUUCAUAAGAUUAACUAUUAAAAAAAACCGGUUGUUUUUGCAAGCAUAAAAACAUACAUUUUAUGUAAACACAUACAAACACAGUUACACACACACACACACACACACACACACACACAUACACACACACACACACACACA
Molecule: messenger RNA, 1460 nt
Organism: Macrobrachium nipponense
Lineage: Eukaryota; Metazoa; Arthropoda; Malacostraca; Decapoda; Palaemonidae
Product: innexin inx2-like
Exons: 5
Coding region: 115-1209 (364 amino acids)
Biological process (GO): phototransduction
Cellular component (GO): gap junction; plasma membrane
Molecular function (GO): gap junction channel activity
Source: RefSeq, a predicted model, not a curated record